Physeter macrocephalus (sperm whale) is the source of this 10226-nucleotide messenger RNA. It is a transcript of the gene GIGYF1, whose product is annotated as GRB10 interacting GYF protein 1. The record is from RefSeq and is a predicted model, not a curated record. Gene Ontology annotation, molecular function: protein binding. Bases 4455 to 7640 code for a protein of 1061 amino acids. Gene Ontology annotation, cellular component: cytosol. Gene Ontology annotation, biological process: insulin-like growth factor receptor signaling pathway. NCBI's taxonomy places the organism in Eukaryota, Metazoa, Chordata, Mammalia, Artiodactyla, Physeteridae. The transcript is spliced from 25 exons.
CUCCCUCCCGGGGGCGGCCGCCCGCGCCCCCGCACCUGGCGCCCCCUCCCUGAAGGGCACGCUGUCCUCCCGGGCCGGCCCGCCUCCUUCCCACCCCCGCGCUCCUAACGGUAGCUCUCCGGCCCUUGGAAGCCCGGCCCAGGCCCCCCACCUACCCCCGCCCUCAUCCUCCGCCCGGGGGCCCGGGACCCUGAUGCCCGGUUCUCCCCGGAGAUAUCCACCAACGCGCCUCCGGUUUCUUAUCGGCCUGAACUGGGCCCGGCGGGUCUUAAAGUCCAAGCUUUCCGUGACUUUUGGCUAACGUGGAAACCUCUCCUCUUAACCACAGCACUUCGCUUGGGUCUUCGCCUAAAUUUCCUUUCAGCGAGCGACAUUAGUGCUUGGUCAUUGGGGUCUUCCUCCCGGUUGCCCUGCCGUGUGAAACACCUUAGUCUGUCCUGUCGCCAGGCUGGGCCCUUCCCAGCCCAUCUCCCCUGAUGCAGCAGCUCCCCAGUCACGGCCCCUCACACUUUGCCUUUUUUUUUUUUUUUUUUCCAAGUUAACUUUAAAAAGACCCUCAUCUCGCACGUCUUACCCAGCCAUUACUAGAAUUCCCAGUGAGCGUACAGGUCUGGUCCAUCAUAGGGCCGGGCCUAGCCCCGGGGAUAGAUGCUCAACCCGUACUUGUUGGCCGGCUCUUUCUUCCACCCACCCCAGUCUCACUCCCCUCUUGCUUCUCAUUGCUGCUUUUCCAGAGAUCUGCCUCCAGAGCCUUUCUGCAGCCCGAGAGCUGACACGCGGUUGCAAUCUGGCCCCCGCCCCUUGGCUUUGCAACUGAAACACCUUGGGUACCAACAGGCUGGUCCCCUUAGCUUCUCACUGUGUGGGAGUUUGCUCUCUGGUCCUUCAUCGGUACCGUUCCCUGUGCAGUCCCAGGCCACCCACCCUCACCCCAGCCUCAGUUUUAUUUCCUAGAUGGUAGUUCUAGUGUGUCAUUGGGCAGGGAUGGAACAGAUCUGGACUUUGUGUGGCUGCCAUGGCGGGGACCAGGGACCUCGAGGGGUCCCACGUGGUGAUUACAGUCAAGUGAGUUCUGUUCUUAGACUCCUGGCCUGUCUUUCUCAGCCAGCGGAUGUGUCAGUGUUGUCUGUGGUUUGAUGGAUUAAAGGACCCCAGUUUGCCCUGGCUUUUACAUCUGUAGUUGGAGUUUGGGAUAGGAAAAAAAAAAAAAAAAAGCCCCACUUUAGAGCAGAGGAGGUGAGAGGUGGCUACGGGAAGGAUUUUUUUUUAAGGUUUUUUUGUUGUGUUUUGUUUUUUGAUGUGGACCGUUUUUCAAGUCUUUAUUGAAUUUGUUACAGUAUUACUUCUGUGGUUUUUUUUAUGUUUUGGUUUUUUGGCCGCGAGGUAUGUGGGAUCUUAGCUCCCCAACCAAGGAUCGAACCCACAGCCCCUGCAUUGGAAGGUGAAGUCUUAACCACUGGACAGGCGGGGAAGUCCCUAUGGGAAGGAUUUUAAAAAUUCUAACGAGAAAUUAAAAAUGGUUUAAAACUCACAAAGUGUGCUUGUGAGUUUGGGGUGGCUCUUGCUGCACAUGUGCCCCUUCUCCAGUCUCAGGUAGGGUGUCAGAGACGUCAGCGUCUCGUAUCAGGGCAGCUGCAGCCUUCCUUCCUUGUUUUCUCUGCCUGGAGCCCAAGACUGGACAAAUGGGCAGAAGGGAUCAAAUGAGGUAAAGUGUGGAAGUGUUUAGAAAACUGUUAACUACUAGACAUGCCGCGGGGCGUUGUUAUGAUGGCUCAGAGGGCAGAGCUGGGAAAACUGACCAGCCGGGAGGAACAUGGGCUUGCACCUCUUUUUAAGCCUCAAGAGUUCUCCUACCCCGCAUGGAGAAUCUUUCCAUCCUGAGGAAGGGUGGAGUCACCUCCAACAGGCUUGGGGCUGGGUGGUUGCUCAAAUGUUGGGGAAUUUGGUAUUGUACUUCUGUUAAUAGUGGUACCUUCCUGUGCCAAAGCACAUUGCUCUGGAUUGGGGCUAAUUUUCGCUGUGAUGGAAUGAGGAAAUAACGUUCUUAACUUAGUGUGUACUGGGACUGCCUAUUCUCUGGAUUUUUUCCUUCUCCUGUGAGUUCUGAACCCCAGAGAAUAGGCUCCUCUCGUGUUCCCUCAAGCCUGUCGUGAGCACCCAGGACCAGUGUGUGUCCUCUCCCUUGGACUCCGGCAGGGGGCAGUCUUUUAAGAGCAGUAAUUCAGGUGCUCGGGGAGUGAGGGUAUGCUGAGGCUUGAGAAGGAGAAGGGGGCGGGGUGUGGAUAGAUGAGGCAGACAGAUGCUGAGAGGUGGGGCCUAAGCACAACACCCUUAGGUCAAGUAGCCAGGGAGGGAUGCUGUCUCCGUCCGCUGCCUGCCACCUCCUGCUCUUUCCUUCACUGGAAGGGGAUCCAAAUGCUGGGCUUUCAAAGUUUGUGAUAGACUUAGAACAAUUUUGUUUAAUCUAUUCUUUUCCUGAGGAUUUCCCUCCUGGCAGGAUUGCAGAUUUCUUUCAUGGACAGUGUAAUUAGGGAAUGAUUUCCUUGCUCUUCAGAGGCAGGAGUAAAUUUGGAGUAAAUUUGGUUUCUCUUGUCUUACAUUCUUCCCAAUAAGCGGACAACAGGCAUGAUUACCUCUGUCUGCGGCACACAGGUGGGUUUCUUAACUGUGCCCCUGUUGAUAAUCUGGGCCCAGAUGACUCUGCGGUGAGGGCUGCCCUGUGCAGCGUAGGAUGUUUAGCAGCAGCCCUGGCCUCAGCUCACUGGAUGCCUGUAGCAUUUCCCAGUCACACCGACCACAAAUGUCCCCCGAUAUUGCCGGAUGUGUCCUGGGGAGCAGAGUUGCCCCCAGUUGAGAAGUGGUGGCUUUGACGAAGCACGUGGGAAAGACGCACGCCUGUUUGGAGCUAGAAACGGUGGGGCGCGUGUGUGCUGCUCGCAGGCGAAGGGCCAGGCAGCCACCGGCUUCUGGGACCCAGGCCUCCCCUGGCUGGGCCCGCCUAGAUGCUUGACCUUUCUCACCGGCCGCUCCUCCACUUCCUCUCGCCUGAUUGCCUCUCUCUGUCUCUCUGUCUCUCUGUCUCUCUCUCUCUCUCUCUCUCUCUCUCUCUCUCUCUCUCUCUCUCUCACUCGCCUCCGCAGUUUCCCUGCUUCUCACGCCUGGAGCCAGCGUUUUUUCUCAGUUAGCUCCUUACAACCGGGACAGAAGGGUGACGGCUGAAGUGGGAAGCGCCUGGCAGCCAGCCGCCUUUGCCACUCCCUGGAGGGGUGGGAGGAGUUGUGGAGUCUUGGAGCCGAUGGGAACUGUGGAGGUGCUCCGGUCCAGCCUCCACCCCAGCCAGUGAGGGUAGCCCUUGCACGGCUCCCUCAGACCCUGCCCUCCCACCCUCUGCUUGGAACCACCAGGGAUGCGCCGCCUCCUGAGAGCCGCCUCCGCUGUUCCUUAGAGGGACGGGUCGCUGCUGCCACCACAACCGCUUCUGUCAGCCUCAGUAACUCUGACCUUAUUCCUGCUUUGUGGUGAGGGAGCCUUAGUCCUAGCUUGUAUCACGGUAACGUCGUUCCCUUCUUGGCUCUCUGUCCUUACGAUCGGGCUCUUCCCGAUCCCAGGGACCGGGCCUCGGUGUUGACUCCGGUCUGGUGAGUGAGCCCUGGGCACGCUGGCUGGAGUGGCUGGCCGCGGCCUUCAGCGCACCCCAGCCCGGGCUCUGGAAUAGCCCCCGCUCCCCUUGUACUGGGUCUCUCCCCAGACUGGGUCUCUGGAUUCUAGCUGCCAAGCGGCCAGACCUGAGUGUUUUCAGGGGAGAGGAAAUUUUGCUCCCAGAUAAACUUCUAACCCUCUUCAUAACUGGCCUUUUCUCUCUCUAGAACAUUUGGGACUCCAGUGGGUUUUUUGCUUGUUCGUGUGUGUGUUUUGUCUUUGUCCUAAACAUCCUCGUGUACCCCAGGCACCCCUUACCGAACGCUGGGCCACUUGGCGAGAGUGUUGAGCUGUCGGGAGGUGCCUGGCGUUCUCUGCCACAGCGCCAGCGCCUCCGCCGGGCUCUGCCGCGUGAACUGGCCGCUCGGGGCUGGUGAGCGGCGGCCGGGGCCUCCUGCGCUCCGUGACCAGCAGCCUCCAGGCAGCUGUGGGCCUUCUUGUUACGCAGGAUGGCGGAGGGCUGGCGGCAGGGAGGUCUGUCUGACUGUUAAUUUAACCCCACUUGCUUCUCUUCGCCCCUCAAUAAGGAUCUUUCCCAGACGUGAAGGCUCCUCCCCGGGCACUGCUCUGGUCAGACCAACAUCCAGUUGCCUGGGGACCCCGGUUCCCUCCAGCACAGGCCCUUGCCUGGAGAGAGCCCGGCCCCUGCCCUGCCUGCUUCCCUGGGCAAGGCUGCCAGGUGUUUGGAGAGUGAACACCAGGUACCCCCCCCCCCCGCUCAUCCCCUCGACCUCUGGGACACGCCCGGCUCCACAAUGGCAGCAGAGACCCUCAACUUUGGGCCUGAGUGGCUAAGGGCCCUUUCCAGUGGUGGCAGCGUGGCCUCCCCACCCCCAUCCCCCGCCAUGCCCAAAUACAAGCUGGCCGACUAUCGCUACGGGCGAGAGGAGAUGCUGGCCCUCUAUGUCAAGGAGAGCAAGGUCCCUGAUGAGCUGCGAGACAAGGAGUUUGCUGCGGUGCUACAGGAGGAGCCGCUGCAGCCCCUGGCGCUGGAGCCUCUGACCGAGGAGGAGCAGAGAAACUUCUCCCUGUCAGUGAACAGUGUGGCUGUGCUGAGGCUGAUGGGGAAAGGGGCUGGUCCCCCCCUAGGUGGCGCCUCCCGUGGCAGGGGCAGCACGCGGAGCCGAGGCCGCGGCCGUGGUGACAGUUGCUUUUACCAAAGAAGCAUUGAAGAAGGCGAUGGGGCCUUUGGCCGAAACCCCCGGGAGAUCCAGCGUAGCCAGAGUUGGGAUGACAGAAGCGAGAGGCGGUUUGAGAAGUCGGCCAGGAGGGAUGGAGCGCGAUCCGGGUUUGAUGAGGGAGGGGCUGGCCCGAGGAAGGAGCAUGCCCGCUCAGAUAGCGAGAACUGGCGUUCUCUCCGAGAGGAGCAAGAGGAAGAGGAGGAGGGCAGCUGGAGACUUGGGGCAGGACCCCGGCGAGAUGGCGACCGCUGGCGCUCUGCUAGCCCUGAUGGCGGCCCCCGCUCUGCUGGCUGGCGGGAACAUGGGGACCGGCGUCGCAAGUUUGAAUUUGAUUUGCGAGGGGAUCGAGGAGGGUGUGGUGAAGAGGAGGGGAGGGGUGGGGGGGGCAGCUCUCACCUCCGGAGGUGCCGAGGGCCUGACGGCUUUGAUGACGACAAGGAUGGGCUCCCGGAGUGGUGUCUGGACGAUGAGGAUGAAGAAAUGGGCACCUUCGAUGCUUCCGGGGCCUUCUUGCCUCUCAAGAAGGGCCCCAAGGAGCCCAUUCCUGAGGAGCAGGAGCUCGACUUCCAGGGUCUGGAGGAAGAGGAGGAAGAGCCUUCCGAAGGGCUGGACGAGGAGGGGCCUGAGGCGGGUGGGAAGGAACUGACCCCACUGCCUCCUCAGGAGGAGAAGUCCAGCUCCCCGUCCCCACUGCCCACCUUGGGCCCACUCUGGGGAGGUAACGGGGAAGGCGAUGAUGCUGUGGAGAAAGACCUGCCGGCAGCUGAAGGAGACGAUAUGAGGGCAAUGCAGCUGAGUCCUGGGGUGGGCUCACCCCCUGGCCCACCUGGAGAUCUGGAAGAUGAUGAAGGCUUGAAGCACCUGCAGCAGGAGGCGGAGAAGCUCGUGGCCUCCCUGCAGGACAGCUCCCUGGAGGAGGAGCAGUUCACAGCCGCCAUCCAGGCCCAGGGCCUGCGCCACUCUGCAGCUGCCACCGCCCUCCCCCUCAGCCAUGGCGCGGCCCGGAAGUGGUUCUACAAGGACCCACAGGGGGAGAUCCAAGGCCCCUUCACGACACAGGAGAUGGCGGAGUGGUUCCAGGCGGGCUAUUUCUCCAUGGCCCUGCUUGUGAAGCGGGGCUGUGAUGAGGGCUUCCAGCCGUUGGGUGAGGUGAUCAAGAUGUGGGGUCGUGUGCCCUUUGCCCCUGGGCCCUCACCACCCCCACUGCUGGGAAACAUGGACCAGGAGCGGCUGAAGAAGCAGCAGGAGCUGGCGGCAGCCGCCUUGUACCAGCAGCUGCAGCACCAGCAGUUUCUGCAGCUGGUCGGCAGCCGCCCGCUCCCGCAGUGUGCGCUCCGGGAAAAGGCGGCUCUGGGGGACCUGCCGCCGCCGCCGCAGCAGCAGCUCACCGCGUUCCUGCAGCAGCUCCAAGCUCUCAAGCCCCCCAGGGGGGGGGACCAGAACUUGCUCCCGACGAUGAACCGGUCCUUGUCAGUGCCAGACUCGGGCCCCCUCUGGGACAUACAUACCUCAGCCUCAUCACAGUCAGGCGGUGAGGCCAGUCUUUGGGACAUACCAAUUAACUCUUCGACUCAGGGUCCAAUCCUAGAACAACUCCAGCUGCAGCAGAAAUUCCAGGAGCGCAGAGAAGUGGAGCUCAGGGCGAAGCGGGAGGAGGAGGAGCGCAAGCGCCGAGAGGAGAAGCGCCGCCAGCAGCAGCAGCAGGAGGAGCAGAAGCGGCGGCAGGAGGAAGAGGAGCUGUUCCGGCGCAAGCAGGUGCGGCAGCAGGAGCUCCUGCUGAAGCUGCUCCAGCAGCAGCAGGCGGUGGCUGCCGUCCCCGUGCCUCCUGCGCCCAGCUCCCCGCCCCCGCUGUGGGCCGGCCUGGCCAAGCAGGGCCUGUCCAUGAAGACGCUGCUGGAGCUGCAGCUGGAGGGCGAGCGGCAGAUGCAUAAGCAGCCCCCGCCUCGGGAGCCUUCGCGGGCCCAGGCUCCCAACCACCGUGUGCAGCUCGGGGGCCUGGGCGCCGCCCCCCCGAACCAGUGGGUAUCUGAGGCUGGGCCGCUGUGGGGCGGGCCCGACAAGAGCGGGGGCAGCAGCGGCCCGGGGCUCUGGGAGGACACCCUCAAGAGCAGCGGGAGCCUGGCCCGCAGCCUGGGCCUGAAGAACAGCCGCAGCAGCCCCUCUCUCAGUGACUCGUACAGCCACCUGUCGGGUCGGCCUGUGCGCAAAAAGACGGAGGAGGAAGAGAAGCUGCUGAAGCUGCUCCAGGGCAUCCCCCGGCCCCAGGAUGGCUUCACCCGGUGGUGUGAGCAGAUGCUGCACACGCUGAGCGCCACGGGCAGCCUGGACGUGCCCAUGGCUGUAGCGAUCCUCAAGGAGGUGGAAUCCCCCUACGACGUCCACGACUAUAUCCGUUCCUGCCUGGGGGACACGCUGGAAGCCAAAGAAUUUGCCAAACAAUUCCUGGAGCGGAGGGCCAAGCAGAAGGCCAGCCAGCAGCGGCAGCGGCAGCAGGUGAGGUUUCACAGAGCCCCGGCCAGAGGCGGUGAGGGCGCCCAGUGCUCCCCUGACCCCCCCUCCCUCUCUGCUGCUUUGCAGGAGGCUUGGCUGAGCAGUGGCUCUCUGCAGACAGCCUUUCAGACCAACCACAGCACCAAACUUGGCUCGGGGGAGGGCAGCAAGGCCAAGAGGCGGGCACUGAUGCUGCACUCGGACCCCAGCAUCUUGGGGUACUCCCUGCAUGGACCUUCUGGUGAGAUCGAGAGCGUGGAUGACUACUGACCAGCCCGUCCCACCAGCACCCCGGGCCAUAGGCCAGGGGCAGCAGCAGCGGCUUGGACCCCCGGGUCCCCGGCCUGCAGGCUCCCCACGAGGAGCCUAGGAGGAAGCAGGGGCAGGGUCCCCGGCACUUGUUACAAACCACACGAUGCACCUUAACUCACCCACCACGAGGCACUUUACAGAUUGGGGGGAAGGGUUGUUUUGUUUUGUUUUGUUUUUGUUUUUAAUUUUAAACAACAUUGAAGAGUACAUUAGGAGAGACAAAAAAGAAUUGUUAAGAAGUAGACUCUAAGCACUCCCUUUCCCUUUUAGGGAUAGGGGGAGUGACAGUGGAAGAUCCACAGAGGUUUUCAUUUCGUUAUUUUCUUUUCCUUUUUUUUUUUUUUUUUUUUUUUUUUAAGAAAAAAGAAAAACAAAAAAAAAAACGGUUAGGAGACUGAAAGAAAAAACACACUGUUAUUUUGGGGCAGUGGGGACACGGGCCCCACGGACCUGUCCUGCCUGGCCCCCGAGGCUACACUUACCCUCCCUGCCCCACACGGCGGGGCCACUGGGGUAACUGGAAGCUGGGGUGCCAGCAGUUUGCACAGCGAGGCCCCCUCAGCCCCGCCGGCCGGACCCGCUGUGAACGGCUCCCUUGUUGCUGUGACUGUGGCAGAGGCGUCUGAGGUGGGGGCCAAAGUAGCCCCUUGGCUUUGCUGCUUCUGGGGAAAGUUGCACAAAUGGGCCAGGCUGCCUCAGCGCCCCAGGCUGCCACCCUGCGCCGGCUGACGGUGGAUGGGAGAGGGCCGGCAGUGCCAACCUCAUCUGGCUGUCGGGCCGGCGGAACUUCCACUCUGGCCCUGGUGAGGGGCUUCCCCCUCCGCUGCCAUUCGGGGGGCCGGCCUGGGUGUGAAGCUGAAAGUCCCAGCUCCCUGCCUUGCCACAUGAAUGUAUUCUCUGGGCCACGAGCCCCUGCUGCGCCCACUGCCUCAACCGAGAGAGGUGGGGGCGGAGCAGUUCCUCCAGGAGCUGGAGAGAGAGGCGCCACUUAAUGACUGUUGUUCCUCCUGUGAAGGGGGUAGGCGAGGGGCCAACGAGGCCACGGGAGUGGGCCACUUGGGGCUUUGGGUUGCAGUGUGGGGCUGUUAGAAGGGAGCCCCCCCCCCCACCUGCAGCCAGCUGUGUGGGAUACGGACCACCCAGCUCGGCCCUGACCCCUCCAUUGACCAAAUGGGAGAGGAGCAAGCGGCCUCUCCCCUCCCUGCUCCCCUCAUGUUUUUAAAUGUUGGGUAGGGUGGGGUGUCAAGAAUGGGAGUGUCUGUUUCUCCUGGGUCGGGGGUAGGCUGCCCUUCACCAACUUAUUCCCAAUCACGUACCUGGGUUUGUCUCCAUUUGGGUUUUUUUUUUUUUUUUUUUUUUUUUUUUUUUAAGUUUGUUGUAUCCUGGAUUUCUCAUUUAACUUCUCCCGUGGACCUCAUUGCUCAGAGCGCAGUAUUAGGGCAAGAUCCUGCCACUGCCUCCCCUCCAUGAAUGUAUUUAUUCUUCCUGCCCUGGGGAGAUGGGGAGUGGCCCCAGUUUUCUUUCCCCAUCUAUCCCCAGAGAGGUUUUUUUUUUUUUUUUACUUUUUUUUUUUUUACUUUUUUUUUUUUUUUUUUUUGCACCAAAGUGGCAACUGGGUCAGUGUUGGGGGAUAAAGCUGGCCUCGGGGGUGGAGGGGCCCCCUCCACCUGCUUCUCCCUGGUUUCAACAGUGUUAGCGUCCGUGAAAAGACAAUAUUCUCUCUAAAGCAAUAAGGGGGUGAUGGGCCAGGGGGAAAUGUCUUGCUGCUGCUGGCCCCCCAGCUCCCCCUUUCCUCGAGCCAGUAUUUGGCGGCAUUAGAGGUGUUGGGGGAGUACUGUUGUGACUGAAUGUAACUGCCCCCACCCCUGCCGCAGCCAAUGCAGGGGGAGGGGGGAUGACACUCUUCCCCGUCUCUUCCUUCCCCUCCCCCCCACCCCAGCUAAAGAGACUUUGAAUUUAGGGGGCCCUUGAGCCUGGAGAGGCCUUAACCCUGUGAGGAAGUGUAGGGGGAGCCCUCUCCCACCCCCAUCCCCUUCUGAGAGUGGUCAAUGUUUACAAGCCCCUGAGCCCCCCAGCCCAGGGACUCAGGCCCCUUGCUGUCCUUCCCCAGCCCGUCUUCCUGGGCCCCGGCUGCUCCCCCGCCCUUCCUGGGGUUAGGGUGGGUGCAGGGGUCAUUCUGUAUCCUUGUCUGCCUUGUACCCACCAUCUCCCCGACCUGUGUGACUCCCUUCUCGUCUACCUGCCUCUGUAAAUACUCCGCUUCCCCCCAAUAAAACUUGGUGUGUGUUCUCCCCUUCUGCGUCUGAGUUGUUUCUUGGGGUGAGGGGAUGUCGGGAACGAGAGGCACAGCUCAAAAGAGCUGGGAACUGAAAGAGCCACAGGCAGGGGGCGGCUGUGGUCGGCCAGCCUAAGCAGGCCAGCCUAGAAAUGGGAGGGCUGUGUGUGUGGAACACCUGUGACCUGAGGGCCAGAGAACGUCCUCCCACCGGUGACUCCGCUUCUGGCCGAGGGGGAGUGGUGGUCCCCACCCCACUACUUGGAGCC